AUGCUGACACUCGAGGGCAAUCAGUCCAUUGGCAAUGAAGUUCAGCUGCCAUUACAACAGAAUCCAUUCCUUAGUAACUUCCAUGUUUUGGCUUUGGCCACGACCAAGAAGAACUUCACAGUCACAGUCCACAGUCACAGUCCACAGUCACAGUCCACAGUCACAGUCCACAGUCCACAGUCCACAGUCACAGUCCACAGUCCACAGUCACAGUCCACAGUCCACAGUCACAGUCCACAGUCCACAGUCACAGUCCACAGUCACAGUCCACAGUCCACAGUCCACAGUCCUCAGUCCACAGUCAAAGUCCACAGUCACAGUCCACAGUCACAGUCCACAGUCACAGUCCACAGUCCACAGUCACAGUCCACAGUCCACAGUCACAGUCACAGUCCACAGUCACAGUCCACAGUCACAGUCCACAGUCACAGUCCACAGUCACAGUCCACAGUCCACAGUCACAGUCCACAGUCCACAGUCACAGUCCACAGUCACAGUCCACUGUCCACUGUCCACAGUCCACAGUCCACAGUCAACAGUCCACAGUUCCACAGUUCCACGGUCCCACAGUCUCACAGUCCUAAGCUCCAAGACUUUAUUGCUGAAUCACCAGGCACAGUGACUAGUCAAGCAAAGUCCUAG
Molecule: messenger RNA, 642 nt
Organism: Arvicola amphibius (Eurasian water vole)
Lineage: Eukaryota; Metazoa; Chordata; Mammalia; Rodentia; Cricetidae
Exons: 2
Coding region: 1-642 (213 amino acids)
Source: RefSeq, a predicted model, not a curated record